AUUAAUUCUAUAUUGAUAAUUAAUGUAUCCAAUAUAGGUGUACAUUUUUAUAUACAUUUGAUUCAUAAAUAUUUUUACCGAUGUAUCGAUAAUAUUGGAGAACAACACCGAAGACUUAUAUCGAUAUACCGUGUGAAAUUAUCGAUACUUUCGAUAUAUCGUUACCAUCCCUAAAUUCGAAACAAUAUUUCUUGUUUGUAGAUGGAAAAAAAUAAAAGUCCACGACACCUCAUAGUAAAAUCAAUACCUACCUACAUUCCUUGCUACGUCCAGAAUCUAAAAAAUGCACAACCAAAUUAGAUUGAAACAGUUUGGUCGGUGGAUGUUUGAAAACUGUGACAAAUGUUAGCAGUUUCAUAACAGUCGAGUAUUCGGUCGUAGGUGUGUCGUAUGUGGAUAAAAUGGCACGUGACGGAAACCAGUUUUGGGCUUAAGUUUUGCCAUCAUUAGUCGUCACAACCAUACGAUUUUUAAUGGCCGUCCCCACUACCUACGGCCCGAAUCUUCUUCAGCCGUAGUUCGGCCAAGGCCAAGGACAAUCAUACACCGUUCGUUCAAAUUCCCAUUACCAUACCGAAGUAAUCGAGCGUACGUGUGCCCAGCGACUAUAUACUAAAAAAAAAAAAAAUACCUACCUGCUAACUAUAUGUUACUUGUAUAGUGAGUAGCUUUUUUUUUUUUACCAAACAUUGAAAAUAAAAAAAUACUAAGUCUGUGUAUAAAAAAAAAUAGUCGCAUUACGCGUUUAAUGUGAAAUUACAGUCACUUGUGUUACAAUAAUCAUAUUUAUAAAAAGAAAAAAUUAAAAUUAAAUAAUGACAAACAUCAAGACGGUUUUUGUUACCGGUGGCGCGGGAUACAUCGGCAGUCACUGCGUUUUGUCAUUGUUGGAAGCUGGGUAUGAUGUAGUGGCCAUUGAUAACUUUGCAAACAGUGUCGGUCAAGAGAAAGCCGCUAGUCUAGAUAGGGUGUGCCAAAUCACUGGAAAAGAAGUAAUCUUCUAUAAAUGUGAUCUACUAGAUAUACAACAGCUGGACGAAAUAUUCAACAAAGUAAUCAUUUAUUCAAUCAUAACAAAAAUUAAUAAUUUAUCAUGUUGUUUUAAACCUAAUGUAGCAUAAAUUUGACUGUGUUAUACACUUUGCUGCAAUGAAAUCGGUUGGCGAGUCAAUGAAACAACCACUGAUAUAUUACAAGAAUAACAUUAUAGGCGCAAUGAAUCUUUUGGAAGUGAUGGCUUUGCACAAAUGUUACCAAUUGGUAUUCUCUAGCUCGUGUACUGUAUAUGGAAACCCUGCAUUUUUACCUAUAACCGAAGAUCACCCGAUUGGUAAUGUCACAAAUGUUUAUGGCCGUACUAAAUAUUUUAUUGAAGAAAUACUCAAAGAUACUGUAAAUUCUGAUCAAGUAAUAUGAACAUUUAUAACAAGUUAAUAUCUAAAAGAUCAUUACAAAUGAAAAAAAAUGUAUCUUUCAUUAUUACUAAUUUGAUUUUUAGAAAUGGAAUAUUAUAAGUUUAAGAUACUUCAAUCCAGUAGGAGCUCAUUCUUCAGGUUUAAUUGGAGAAGAUCCAACAACUAAUUUUUCUAACUUAAUGCCAUAUAUAGCUCAAGUAGCUUUAGGGAAAAAAACUAGUUUGUCAAUCUAUGGAGAAGAUUAUGCAACAUCUGAUGGCACUGGUACAAAACAUUAAAUAUUUUACUAAUAGUUGGCAGAAUAUAAUAAUUUGAUGCAAUAAUAUUUAUUUACAGGUAUAAGAGAUUAUGUUCAUGUGAUGGAUUUAGCAGAAGGACACGUAGCAGCCUUAAAAAAAAUACAAUCAAAUAAAGUAGAUUUAAAGGUGAUAAUUUAUAUAUUUGAAUACAACUUUUUUGGGUAUUAUAUAAUAAUUUUACGUUUGUAAUUAAAAUUAAAAUUAAAAGAAGUAUUAUUUGAAAAUAACUUUUAAAGUGAUUUCAAAAGUAAUUGAUAUCUUGUAUGGUAAUAUGAUCUCCAAUAGUUAUUAUGUAAUAUGUAUAAUUAAUUAUCAUAUGUGUUUAAUAUUUUUUUAUACCUGUAACACAAUUUUGAUUCUUAUACUUAAUUAGGUUUAUAACUUAGGAAGCGGACAAGGUACAUCUGUAUUAGAAUUUGUAAAAACUUUUGAAAAAGUCACAGGCGUUAAAGUACCAUACACAAUUGAAGCACGACGUGAAGGUGACAUAGAAUCAAUGUAUGCUAAUUGUGAUUUAGCAAAAAAAGAUCUGGGUUGGACUGCUAAAUACAAUUUAGAAGAUAUGUGUAAGUUUUUUAGUUGGUAAAUAAAAUGUUAACAUAUUAUAUUUUGCAUUUCUUAACAUUUUAGGUAGAGACUUUUGGAAAUGGCAAACUAUGAAUCCUAAUGGUUAUAAAAAGAGCGAAACAACCACUAAAAAUGGCAAAACAAAUAGUCACUGAAAUUGAUUAAAUACCUUAAAUACCAUAAUCAGUGUAGUAUGAUUUUUUUUCUGUGUGUCCAUUCUAUUAAACAUUUAUCAUUUUUAAAUGCUCCCAAACAGCAGUAAAACAGUUUAGAAUAUUCUUCUGAUAAACAUUGAAUGGUUCUCAUGGUUUUAAGCCAUUCAAUAACUCUAGAAGACUUGAAAUACAGUGUUAUGAAACAUAAAAUAAAAUAAUAAACUAUAAAAAAUUAUAUUACAUACUUGUGAUGUGUUCUUAGAAAAUGUUGCCAAAGCAAGAGGAAAAACUACCCAUUUUAAGUUUUUGUCAUUAUUAAAAGAUAUACUAUUAUACCCUGAUAAUGUUAUAAUAAGGUCAAUAAAAAUUGAGCACAAUAAACAAAAUGAAUCCUGAAAUUAAAAAAAAAUAAAAAUAACACUUUUUUUUCUAAAGCUUAAAAUCUUAAUAGACAAUAAUUUGAACAUCAGAAAACAUAAAUUUUUCUUUUAAAAUAUCUAUACCAAUUAUAAUAUAAUAUUAUUAUAUAAGUAAAGGUAAAAAUAUAUUGAAAAUAAUAUGUUGUAUAACUUUACGGAAAUCAAUGUUUUCAAAAAAGAAAUUUUCCUAGUGAUUUAAAUUUUAAACAUUUGAAAAUAUUACUUGGUCUAUGUUAAAUUGAUGUUACCUGUAUACUAAAAAUAAUGUUUAUUUUAAAUAAACACAUAAUUAUACUUGCUUUUGUAACAGAAUUAUUUUUUUUCGUAAAACCUGCUAGAUAAAUCAUGAAAUUGGCAAUGAAUUGUUGAUGAUAUGGAACAAAACUGUCAAGUUUAAAUAUUUCUGUAACUUGAUUGCACAAAAAAUCAUGUCCUCUAAAAGAAUUUAAAUUUAUCAGUACAAAACAUUAAUUAAUUUAAAAGUAAAUUACUUGGAAAAUUGACUGCACGCUUGAAUACAUUCAUUAAAUUGAUCAAAGGAAACAUUACUAGAAACAAAAUUUUGUACACAACUUAGAAUUAUAAACUUUACAAGCAUUGAUUCUUGAACAGGAUAUGGCUUUAUGUUUUUCAACACUUCCACAGGCAUUGCUAGGCAGCAAUCAAGAAAUGCAUAAACAAUUUUCUAAAAUAUAAACAUUUUUUAAAUAUUAAAUUGAUAAUUUUACAAGGACAAAUACCUUAUUUUCCAAAUGUAUAGUACACCAUAUAUUUUCCAAAAUAUUACAAAUAAUGUAAACAUUCUCUAUAUGUGUUUCAGGGCUUUGUAAUAUUUGUUUAUAUAUAGAUAAAAUAUGGCAUAGCAAA
Messenger RNA from Cinara cedri, 3722 nucleotides. The record is from the annotation of a GenBank genome assembly. Lineage: Eukaryota; Metazoa; Arthropoda; Insecta; Hemiptera; Aphididae.